Molecule: messenger RNA, 8016 nt
Organism: Bemisia tabaci
Lineage: Eukaryota; Metazoa; Arthropoda; Insecta; Hemiptera; Aleyrodidae
Source: RefSeq, a predicted model, not a curated record
GCCAGAAGAGGCACAAGUGCCACCAAUAAACCCCGUUAUUAAGACAGGUGUUUAGUAACAAAUAAGACCACACUUCGCGUCCGGCAACGACCCCGGUUCGCGCUUCCUCCCGAGGGAUCCCGAGCCGCGACUCGCGCUUUUAACUCGCGCUUUCCACUCGCGCUUUCCCGAGGUUUCCCGCGGAGCGAUCCGGCCACGCGUCCGGAGUCAACUCCGACGUUUCCGCGACGUCUUCGAAGUUUACCGCGACGUCUUCGAAGUUUCCCGCGACGUCUUCGCAGUUUCCCACGACGUCUUCGCAGUUUCCCACGACGGUUUUGCAGUUUCCCACGACGUCUUUGCAGUUUCCCACGACAGCUUUGAAGUUACCCACGACGUCUCCUGUGUUUUCCCCGAUUGACACGCUUUUCCGAGUUGAUUUUCCCGGGAUCGGUGCGUGAUUUACACCGUCAGAGUGACCCGACGGUUGGCCUUGACCCCGUUUCCUCCGAUCAACACAGUCCUCGGAGUUAAUUUUCGCGGGAUUGGUGUAAAUCAUUGACGUCAAAAUUGUUCCCACUCUUUCGGUCCUCUAACCCUGAUUCCAGCAUUUCUUCGACCUAAUAUCUUUGCAUUCAGUGUUCUCUGUCUGUGCGUCUUGAAGGAUUACUUUAAAACUCCGCGAAAAUUCUAGUAUCAGACCGCGAAAUUUUGGAGAGAAAUUGCAAAUUUUCCCGUCAAGUCUUGCUGUUUUUUUUGGUCGUUGUCCACGACCACGUAGUGACUCGUUGUUUUUCGAGGACAGAAAAGAACAGAGAGGAGCUCCAGGAGUGCGCUGUUCCUGAGUGAAAAGCGAGAGAAACAAAAAGCAAAUUGAAGAUCGAUAAAGAAACUGUGAUCGGUGAGGAAAAAACCCACAUGGACACACGGGUGUUUUGUUGACCCGUUUCCGGUGUGAAGUCGGUGUUGAGUGGUGCCUGUUCGGACAAAUCAGUUCGUUGGUAAACUGGUCCUCGGUGGACUGAGCGGCGUGUCAUUUCUGUGAACACUCGACUCUUCAAAGCUCCAGAGUUUAGAAACGUCGAACGAUGUGUGAAAAGAGUUCUAAAAGUCGAAAUGAAAUACUUUAAACGCAAUUUUCGGAUGGUUCUCAGUUGUGCCAUGACGGCAAUUUGAAAAAUAUAACACGAUCAAGUUAGAAAACACUUAGAAUUGUUUUUUUCAUACUCAUUAUUUAAAACGGCCGGUUUUGGUGCGAUAUUCAAACUUGCUAGAAAUGAAAUACUCUUUUGAAAAAACUUAAAUUUUUACAUAUUCGUUUUUCACAUUCCCUCAAUACUUCAAAAGUUCGUGAAGCUUUUUUCGAUACUGAUCAAAGUUUACAUUAAAAGUUGGUUAAUCUUUCAACAUUUUAAAAGUGCCAAGUUCAAAGUGACCUGCGAUUCUGAAAGUUCGAUUGUAAGAAAGUUCGAGAAGCUUUUUUCGGAACUUAUCAAAGUUCACAUUACAAUUUGAUCAUCACUGAGGCAACAAUUUAAAAGCUCUAAGUUCAAAGUGACCUGCGAUUCUAAAAGUUCGAUUGUAUGAAAGUUCGUGAAGCUUUUUUCGGAACUUACCAAAGUUUACACUACAAUUUGAUCAUCACUGAAGCAACAUUUUAAAAGUUCUAAGUUCAAACUGACGUGCGAUUCCGAAAGUUCGUGGAGAUUUUCUCGAAAUUUUUCAAGGUUUACAAGUUGAUUCGUCGCUGAGGUAACAUUUUAAAAGUUCGAAGUUCGAAUUGAAGUGCGAUUCUGAAAGUUCGAUUGUGCGAAGUUGUGCGCGGGUGUGGAGUGUCGGGAGGUGUUUGAGUGACCCGCGACAUCUGAAGGAGGGCGAAUCCAAUCGGAAAGGAGGCCAAAGUUGCCGGGGACUGGCGCUGGUUUCGGCGUCCGAAAAAUGCCGGCGGAAUGCGAAUGCGGGAGUGCGGUUUUCCGUUUCCGGUGUGACACUCGGGCGCGAGGAUCGGCGUAGCGGCUAAGAUGAAGCGGAGACGACACAACAGGAUAAAAGUUUGGACUAAUUUCGCGAUAAAUGUCUCCAAUUGUGAUCAGUCACCGAUCAUAACCUAGAACUUGGAAUAGGAGACUCGGGCGCGAUGAGCGGGGUUGCAGACACGAUCCCGGCGCUGGCGGGGAUGGCGGCUUCGGCGGCCUCGAACGUGGCCUGGAUCGCGCCGGUGCUCAUGGCGGCGCUGGCCUAUUUCAACUACGACCUCCUCGACCCGGACGCCCGGCCCGUCAACGUCCAGACCAGGCUCCUCUACCCGGAGUACGACUUCAUCAUCGUCGGCGGCGGCUCCGCAGGGGCCGUUUUAGCCAACCGACUGACUGAAAUCGAGAACUGGAAUGUGUUACUUCUGGAGGCAGGCGGAGACGAGACUGAAAUUUCGGAUGUACCUCUUUUGGCAGCUUAUUUGCAGCUUAGUCAACUCGACUGGAAAUAUAAGACUGAACCUUCGGAUUCUGCGUGUUUAGCAAUGAAAAACCGUCGAUGCAACUGGCCGCGAGGAAAAGUGAUCGGGGGUUCGAGCGUGCUCAACUACAUGCUCUACGUGCGGGGGAACAAGAAGGACUACGCACACUGGGAGUCCCUGGGGAACCCGGGGUGGGGCCCGGCGGAGGCCCUGUACUACUUCAAGAAGUCCGAGGACAACAUGAACCCCUACCUGAGCCGGACCCCCUUCCACGGCACCGGGGGCUACCUGACCAUCACCGAGGCCCCGUGGCACACGCCGCUGGCCGCCGCCUUCGUCCAGGCCGGCGAGGAGAUGGGCUACCCCAACAGGGACAUCAACGGCGAGUUCCAGACCGGGUUCAUGGUCGCCCAGGCCACGCUCCGCAGGGGGGCUAGGUGCAGCACGGCGAAAUCGUUCCUGCGGCCGGCGCGACUGAGGCCGAACCUGCACAUCGCAAUGCACAGUCACGUGACGAGGGUGCUGAUCAACCCGAAGACGAAGAUCGCCUACGGGGUGGAGUUCUCGCGGGACGAGAAGAUCAACAUCGUGCGGGCCCGCAAGGAGGUCAUCCUCUCGGCCGGCUCCAUCAACAGCCCGCAGAUCCUCAUGCUCUCCGGCAUAGGCCCCAAGAGCGACCUCCUCAAGCUCUCCAUACCUGUUAUCCAGGAUCUCAAGGUGGGCCACAACCUGCAGGACCACGUGGGCCUGGGCGGGUUCACGUUCCUGAUCAACGAGAAGAUCUCGAUCGUGCAGGACCGGAUCGAGUCGGUGCCGUCGGUGCUCAAGUACGCCAUGCUCGGCGACGGCCCCCUCACGGUGCCGGGCGGCGUGGAGGCCCUGGCCUUCGUCAACACCAAGUACGCCAACGAGACGGAGGACUACCCGGACAUCGAGUUCCACCUCGUCUCCGGCUCGACCAACUCCGACGGCGGCGUCCAGAUCCGCAAGGCCCACGGCCUCACCGACGAGUUCUACGAGAACGUCUUCGCCCCGAUCAACAACCAGGACGUCUGGUCGGCCAUCCCGGUCCUCCUCCGCCCCAAGUCCCGGGGGUUCAUCAAGCUCCGCAGCAAGAACCCCUUCGACUACCCCGUCAUCAUCCCCAACUACUUCAAGGAGAACAUCGACAUCAAGGUUCUGACGGAAGGCGUGAAGAUCGCGCUGGCGAUGAGCAAGACGAAGACGAUGCAGCGGUUCGGCUCGAAGCUGCACUACCUGCCGUUCCCGGGCUGCGUGCAAGUGCCCAUGUACACGGACGCCUACUGGGAGUGCAUGAUCCGCCACUACUCCUGCACCAUCUACCACCCGGUGGGCACGGCCAAGAUGGGGCCCUACUGGGACCCGGACGCCGUCGUCGACCCCCAGCUCCGGGUCUACGGCAUCAAGGGGCUCCGGGUCAUCGACGGCUCCAUCAUGCCCACCCAGGUCAGCGGCAACACCAACGCCCCCAUCAUCAUGAUCGCCGAGAAGGGCGCCGACCUCGUCAAGGAAUUCUGGUGCAAAGACUGUCCGCAUGUACGGAGAUGUGAUGUAAUGAGCGAAACAAGUUUAAUAAACUUCGGUUUAUUUGCAGAAAAGAAUGCUCAACACGUUCUUAAACAUCCACCUAGUAGGAAAAAAAUGGCGCCUACCUCGGAAACAACGCUUAACAUCCCACCACGGGCGUUGGUGGGUAUCUCCACUGCUCGAAUAGCCUACUCAUAUGGUCCCGGAAUGGCUCUCCUGGUCCUCCUUCGUUUGGUCAUCCAAAUGUAUCGGCCUGACGUAGAGGAUGAAGAGCAUCGGAUAAGGGAUACACCCGUUAAUAAAAUGUUCGGAAAAUAUGACUUCAUCGUCGUUGGUGGCGGAUCGGCUGGUUGCGUUAUCGCCAAUCGGCUAACCGAGAACCCUAAUUGGUCGGUGCUACUGCUAGAAGCUGGUGGAGACGAGACCCUGCUGAUGCAACUACCCAUGUUGUACCCCGCCCUUCAGUUCUCGCCUUUCGAUUGGAUGUACAAAUCUGAGCCCCAGGAACACGCUUGCCAGGGACUCAAUGAAGCUCGAUCGAACUGGCCACGAGGAAAAGUUCUUGGCGGAUCUAGCGGUCUGAAUGCUAUGUUCUACGUUCGUGGGAACAAAAGGGAUUACGACAGAUGGGAAGCGGAAGGAAAUACUGUCUCAAGAACCUCUAUUAAUGAUUUUCAUCAGGUGCUACUGCUAGAAGCUGGUGGAGACGAGACCCUGCUGAUGCAACUACCCAUGUUGUACCCCGCCCUUCAGUUCUCGCCUUUCGAUUGGAUGUACAAAUCUGAGCCCCAGGAACACGCUUGCCAGGGACUCAAUGAAGCUCGAUCGAACUGGCCACGAGGAAAAGUUCUUGGCGGAUCUAGCGGUCUGAAUGCUAUGUUCUACGUUCGUGGGAACAAAAGGGAUUACGACAGAUGGGAAGCGGAAGGAAAUACUGGAUGGAGCUUUGAGGACUGCCUGCCGUACUUCAAGAAGGCGGAGAGGGUAAACAUCCCACACUUGAUGGAGGACGAAUGGCACGGACACGAUGGGUAUCUGCAAGUGGAGGAGUUCCGCUUCAAGUCCAUGAUAACGCACGACAUCGUCUCCGCCGGCCCCGAGCUCGGAUACGACAUCGUCGACUACAACGGAGCCAAACAAACCGGCAUCUCCUACUUCCAAGCUACUGUGAAGGACGGUUUGCGGUGCAGCACGGCUAAAGCAUACUUGCGACCAAUCAGGAAACGACCCAACCUACACGUGAGCAUGUUCUCUCACGUUGAGAGGAUCAUCUUCGACGUCGGACCAGAUGGAGUGCCCAAAGCCGCAGGCGUCAUCUUCCGAAAAGCUGGGAGUGUGCCCAUCAAAGUAAUGGCCGAGAAAGAGGUCAUCCUGUCCGCAGGUGCUAUUGGUUCCCCACAGUUGCUGAUGCUCUCGGGUGUAGGUGACCCUCACCACUUGGCUGAGGUGGGUGUGAACCCGGUUCUUCCUCUACCAGGAGUGGGCCAAAAUCUGCAAGACCACCCGGCGAUGGGUGGUGUGACCUAUCUGCUCACCUCGCCCGUCGAGUCUAAACCCAUCGGAGCCGCUGUCGUGCUACCGCGAUUGCUCACCCUUAACACUGUUCGGCGGUUCUUGCUGGAAGAGGACGGACCCCUCUACGUUCAGCCUUUCGGAGAAGCCCAUGCUUUCGUCAACACAAGGUACGCGAAUGCGUCGGACGACUGGCCGGACAUCCAGCUGUACUUCGCGACGGCCGGGGACAACGACGACGGCGGGAUGUUCAACCGACGGAACAACGGGAUCACGGACGAGUUCUACGCGCAGGUCUUCGAGCCGAUCCUCUACCAGGACGCCAUCACCAUCGCCCCGCUCCUCCUCCGCCCCGAGAGCAGGGGCUACAUCCGCCUCAAGAGCAAGGACCCCUACGUCUACCCGGAGAUCCAGCCCCGAUACCUCAGCCACCCCAAGGACAUCGCAACCAUGGUUGAAGGUGGGAAGAUUGGAUUCAUGUUCAGUCAAACAAAAGCACUUUCCAGGUACAACAUGAGUUUGCAUACGAAUCCUAUACCAGGCUGCGAAGAAUAUGAGCCUCUAUGUGACGAAUGGUGGGAGUGUCAGGCACGACACUACACGAUGACGAUCUACCACCCUGUGGGGACGUGCAAGAUGGGCCCCUCGGCGGACGAGACGACGGUGGUGGACCCGCGGCUGCGCGUGUGGGGGGCGCGGGGCCUCCGCGUCGUGGACGCCUCCAUCAUGCCGUACAUCGUCUCCGGCAACACCAACGCGCCCACCGUCAUGAUCGCCGAGAAGGCCUGCGACCUCAUCAAGGAGGACUGGCAGGCCCACUGGGAGGAGGGCGUCAACACCCUCACCGGCCAGAAACCCACCGCACGAUCCAGGUCAAAGGUCGAGAGGAUCUACACCAAGGAGUACUAGUCAGCCCUCGUGAACUCGCCUAAAUCUCUUAAGGUUGAUUCUUAGAGGGUUGGCUUCGAAUGGAGCUCAUUCUCAGAGACAUCUCGGGUUCUGAUGUCAUACUCGGUCAAAUAGAUUUAUAGCCAGAGGCAAUAGAUUUUAGAGACCCCGCAUUGCUAUCUUACCAUGGUGUAGAAGUUACUUUUGGAAGUCGACACCUAGACUGAUAAGAGAGAUGAGACAACUAAACUCAAUGGAGAAUAUGCAUACAACAAUUUUAUUGGUUCAUCUGAGAAAGCUUUAUGAGCUGAGUUCGCGGUAUUUUUCAUAAUUUUUUUCUGACAUGGGAAAUUGGAGAAAAAUUGAUUUUAAAGUGAGAAAAUGUACCGCCUUGUGACGUCAUCUGGCGGCAUUUUCCAUUUAAACACAUGUAUUUUGCCAGAUUAGGUUAUUCUGUCAUAUCUUCUCCAAUAAUUGUUCAAUUUAGAACCCAAGGAUAUCCGCGUAAUCAGUUUUCCUAGUAGUCUCAUUGUAAAGAUGAAUUUUACAAAAUUUCAGACAUCUGCAAAUUCUCCAUUGCCUAAUGAUGACUCAUGACCAAAGAGUUGAGCACUUGCUUUCGCAAUCCAUCAACUGAUUCCAAUAUCUUUCUCUGCCAUUUCUUCUGUCAUUUCGUUUGCUCCGUGUCGUGCCUCUACCAUUUCGUAGUUCAUGUCAGUUUGUAAUCUUCCCAACUGGCGAAAGUGUCAACUUUUUGACCGUUCUUGUUGGGACACCAUUAGCACCAAUCUGAGACUGAGAAACUGGAGCCAAUUAAAAAUGGACGCGACAAGUCUGAACUUCCAUUGAAGAGGACUCAAGCCUCGAGGAGUAAUCCUUUCCUUCCCUUAAAUCCCUCCUUCGCCUGUGAUUUGUACUUUUAAACAUCAAGCCUAUAGAAAUGUAACCAUACAAAAACAACAUCACUCCUAUCCUGGUCUUCACUUCUGGCAAAAUAUUAAUUAAUGUAUUCUAAAAGUUGAGAUUCCACAAAAAACAUCACACUCCUUCUUCAUUUUAAAAAUAUUUUAAAGUUUCAAUCACGGCAACGUAUUCGAAAAUUGCUUAAGCUAUUUCUCUUUCACUAUUCAGGUGAGAUCUAGAGUGGAUGAAAUAGGAUAGGUAUAAAGAUACUACUGGCUAUUGAAUAAGGUUUCAGUACUUAAAAUUUGCUUCAUCCUGUGUAAGGAGACAACAUUUUCCCUCAGAAAUUUGAAACUCUCGAAAAGACAUAAAAAUCUGGGAGACUUGGCCCUCCAUAAACCGAAAGCAUCACAUUUUAUUCUCACUGAUAUUUCUUUGAGACCCAUCACAGUUACAAAUGUACCUACAAGCUAAAUAUGUUGAUUAAGUUACAAAGUUGUUUUCCUUUUAUUCUCUCCUUUUCCCAAUUGAUUCUGAAAAUCUAUGUUUGGUUCAGCUUAUUGUGAUUCUUAAUUUAUUUGUUAUUUUAUUGGUGAGAUACCUAAUUUAUUUUAUGUUUUAAUUUUUGAGUGUAAAUAAUAUUAUGUAAAAAUUGUGCUUCUAAUUUAUUGUACAAGUUCUUGAAAGUCUUCAUUGUGUAUAUCUAAAUACAGUAUACAUUAAAAAGUCUA